AUUGUGAGAGAGUUCAGUCAAAUUAAGGCAUUCGCGGAAGAGUCAAAAGGCUGACAUGGAAGUUGGACUGUCGUUGGAACUCCCCUCCCCAAAAACCCGCUCACCAACCCCGCUGGGCUUGUAUUUGCUUCCCACGAUGUCUGGGAAUUGAAGCAAAGAAGGGGAAAAUAAGUUAAUUCCUCACUUUCCUCUGGAGUCUGGAUCGAGGUUUCUUCUUGUUCUAGGUUUGAACUUUGAAGGGGAAGAAAAAGGGCAUCCAAUGCAACAAGAGAAUGGCGAGCACCAACAGCUGCGCGGUACAAGGAGGAUGCCCCACCGAUUAUGUAGCCAUAGCCAUUGCCAUACUCUCUAUGAUGCUGCUUCUUUCGAGGUCGGUGUUUCCCUGCUUGGUCCACAAGGUUCCAAGAACCAACGGUAGUGGUUUCUGGUUCCCGGUAUUUCAAGUUUUUGGCAGCUUCAACCUUUUGCUAUCUCUAGUGCUGUCAAUCAACUUCCUGAAAUUAGAAAAGAAGCAUUGGUGGACAUCCUGCUAUAUCUGGGCAGUGUGGUUCGAAGGUCCCCUAGGAUUUGGUUUGUUGCUAAGCUGUCGUAUUGCACAGGCAUUUCAACUGUACUUCAUAUUUGUCAAGAGACGAUUACCACCAAUAAGAUCCUAUGUGUUUCUGCCGUUGGCUCUCUCGCCAUGGAUUGCUGGAGCUGCAUUUAUCCAUGCAAAGAAGGCAAUGAAUCACCGUUGCCACAUGGGGACACGGUGGAUAGUCCCAGUUACGUGCCUUCACACGCUCUAUGUUGUUGCCUUAGUUGGAUGCACCAGGUCGAUUCGGCAUAUCGAGUUCAAGUUUGAUGAACUCAAGGACCUUUGGCAGGGGAUACUUGUUUCUUCAUCAUCCAUAGGAGUUUGGGUCGUUGCGUAUAUAUUGAAUGAAGUCCAUGAUGAUGUUGCGUGGCUCCAAGUUCUGUCAAGAUUUUUGCUUCUGGUUACGGUCAGUUAUUUUCAGCUGUAUGAUCCUUCACAGGCAAGUGUUCUUGUGUUGGCUUUCUUCUCCAUGUCAAGUUCUCAGCCUUUGCUCGCUCAAAUCAGCUUGAGGAGAAGGGAACCUUCAGAAUUUCGAUCAAUGGGUCAAGCGUUGGGAAUACCUGAUAGUGGGCUUCUUUUUCAACGAGAUCCAGCUCCAGGCGUUGACUCUUCCGACCCACUAGAUAAGCUUCUUCUCAACCGAAGAUUCCGCCAAUCAUUUAUGGCGUUUGCUGACAGUUGUUUAGCUGGGGAAAGUGUGCAUUUCUACAAUGAAGUCUAUGAACUCGGUAAAAUUCCUACUGAUGAUCCUGUACGAAGCAUUUACAUGGCACGCCACAUUAUCGAGAAGUAUGUAGUUGCAGGUGCACCGAUGGAGGUAAACAUUUCUUAUCGAGCGCGGCAAGACAUAUUGACGACGACCAACUUGGCAGACCCUGAUCUCUUCAGCGCUGCACUGAAUGAAGUGAUGCAGCUCAUGAAAACGAAUCUUGCAAAAGAUUACUGGUCAUCCAUGUACUAUCUCAAGUUGAAAGAGGAAGCAAGUGCUUGGUCCAGUUGCAUCGAAGUUGAAGGAAUAGGUGUUGGCGGUAACUUCUCCCCUCGACUGAGCUCAGUUCAUGGUGCUGCUGAUGAUCCUUUCCACCACGACCAGUAUGUAAAACCUGGCUCUAUCUGUAAUACUCUAGAGCGAUCAUCAGAUACAUAAAUGGUGGGAAAUCAUUACAGUUUUUACUCUGCAGUUUGUACAGCCUUAUUGUAACACCUAGCAGGCUUUUAUGAAUCACAUACGGUUCUUCUUAAACCAGA
This is a messenger RNA of Linum tenue, 1825 nucleotides long. The record is from the annotation of a GenBank genome assembly. NCBI's taxonomy places the organism in Eukaryota, Viridiplantae, Streptophyta, Magnoliopsida, Malpighiales, Linaceae.